CCUCAUUUUCCGGGUGAGGCCCAAGGAGGUGGUGACCUGCCCAAGGGCUGCUCGGAGGGGGCUGCGGAGUUCUGGCCAUCUUGGGUGGAGCCCGGCAGAGCCUGACCCAGGCUACCCUGUGGCCCUGGCCAAGAGAAGCUGGAGCUUGAGUAUCUCGGGAGUUGGAACAAUGCUGACUGCUCGCUUCUCCAGGUCGCUGGUGCAUCUUUCCAGGAACUUCCUCAGUUUCCAGAACAUCGGAAGGCCUGGCCAGGAGCUCUUCGAUCCACAGGCCACCCCGGCUGGCCAAAGGUCCUCUUCUACCCAAGUAACCGAGAUCGGCAAUAGAGCCGUGCUCAUCACGGGCUGCGACUCCGGCUUCGGCUUCACCACGGCCAAAGACCUGCACGAGCUGGGCUUCCGGGUGUUCGCCGGCUGCCUUUUCAAGGACAAGGGGGGGAAAGGUGUCGAGGAGCUGGACAGCAUGAAGAGCGAGCGCAUGCAGACCAUCCAGCUGGACGUCUGCCAGAGUGCUGAGGUAGAAAAGGCCGUGAAGACGAUCCAGGAGAGCCUGGAGGACCCCGAGAAAGGGCUCUGGGGGCUGGUGAACAACGCGGGCAUCUCCACCUUCGGCGAGGUGGAGUUCACCAGCAUGGAGACCUACAAGGAGGUUGCCGAAGUGAAUCUGUGGGGGACCAUCCGGACGACCAAGGCUUGCCUCCCACUUAUCCGGAGGGCCAAAGGCCGGGUGGUGAACAUCAGCAGCAUGCUGGGCAGGAUGAGCAGCCCUUCGCGCUCCCCGUACUGCAUCACCAAGUACGGCGUGGAGGCCUUCUCCGACUGCCUGCGCUACGAGAUGUACCCGCUGGGCGUCAGGGUGUGCGUGGUGGAGCCCGGAAACUUCAUCGCGGCCACCAGCCUGUACAGCCCCGAGCGCAUCCGGGCCAUCGCCAACAAGAUGUGGAACGAGCUGCCCGAGGUGGUGCGCCAGGACUACGGCCGCGAGUACUUCGAGGAGAGCGUCUCCAAGAUGGAGCGCUACUGCACCAGCGGCUCCACCGACACGAGCGCCGUCAUCCGGGCCGUGCGGCACGCGCUGACCUCCGCCAGGCCCCACACCCGCUACCACCCCAUGGACUACUACUGGUGGCUGCGGAUGCAGAUCAUGACCCACACCCCGGCGGCCGUCUCGGACAUGCUCUACAUCCACUGAGGGAGAGCCGGCCGGAGGCCAGGGACCACCGGCCGCCCUCGAGCCGGGCCCUCGGCCUCGUCUGCCCGGCCCGACCCCUGGCACCGCCGCGAAGCCCAGACCAGCGCUUGUCUCUGCCAAAGGGAAACGGGGGAGGCCGACACCGGACCCCCCAAGCUCCGGAAAAGGCCCCUCCAGCCAUCCAAGCCAAAGAACAGCAGCUUCCGCCCCCUCCCUUGGGAGGAGCUCAUUCAGCCACUCAUUCAUUCAGUCAGUGUAUCAAGUGCCUUUCCUAGCAGCAGGGUGCGCUGUGCCCAGCACAGAGCAAGAGAAUUCCUUUGACUCUUGCACCCCCUCCAUUCACCUGAGGGGAAUUGAGAACUGACUGUCCCAACCCAGCCCUGGCAGAUUUCAGGCCAGUCGAUUCAGCUCCGAUCACCUCCCUCCCUCCCUCCUCCUCCUCCUCUUCUUUGUCCUCCUCCUUCCUUCUUCCUCCUCCUGCUCUUCCUCCUCCUCUUCUCUUCUUCCUCCUCUUCUUCCUCUUUCUCCUCUUCUCUUCUUCCUCCUCUUCCUCCUCCUCUUCUUCCUCCUCCUCUUCUCUCUUUUCUUUUCUUCUCUUUCCCUCCCUUCCUCCUCUCUCACCCCCAUCUUUCUCUUCUCUCCCAAGCCCACCCUCUGUGGAGAGCCCCGUGCCAGGUCUCUGUCCGUCUCUCUUCCUCGAUUCCUGUGGUUGUCUGGAGGUCUGGGUGGGGGUGGGGAGAGCCCUGGGUCACCCCCAGCAGCUGCCAGGCUCCCUCCUUCCUCCCACCCCAGCUGAGGCUAGGCCAGGGCUAGAGACAGAUUAGGCUGGGCUGCCACCCAGAGCCAUAACCUUCAUCAGACAGUGGGGGCUGGACGGGCUCCGGAGCUGGCGUCGGUGCCCACCAAGCCCAGCCCCUUGAGUCUCUGGGGAUGGGGAGCUCACUACCCCUCAAGGCGUGAUUAGACACCUCUAGAAAGUUCCCCCUUUCUUCCCUGGGGCCCAAGCUGGCCUCCACGGUCCUCCCUCUCUAGGCCCCCGCUGGGCUCCGAGGCUUGGGGGCUGUGGGGGUCAGGGAGCUCAGCGAGUGUGGCUGGGCCUGCUGGGGCGUGCCAGGGCGGUUGGGGCCUCCCCGGGCUGGGCGGAGAGCCGGCGCCCUGGAACGGGGCAGGAGCGCCCCCCCUCGGCUCUCGCCCUUCCGGCCUCCCCAGGCCCCGCUUCCUGCGUGGAGAAUGCUGCCCCGAGUGACCGAAUCAGCUCAGAAUCAGGGAAACGUAAUUAAAGGCAUUGUCGCGUUAA
Monodelphis domestica (gray short-tailed opossum) is the source of this 2489-nucleotide messenger RNA. The record is from RefSeq and is a predicted model, not a curated record. NCBI's taxonomy places the organism in Eukaryota, Metazoa, Chordata, Mammalia, Didelphimorphia, Didelphidae.